Messenger RNA from Artibeus jamaicensis (Jamaican fruit-eating bat), 1242 nucleotides. Its product is annotated as olfactory receptor 1J2-like. The coding region runs from base 1 to 1242 and encodes 413 amino acids. Gene Ontology annotation, molecular function: G protein-coupled receptor activity; olfactory receptor activity. The record is from RefSeq and is a predicted model, not a curated record. Lineage: Eukaryota; Metazoa; Chordata; Mammalia; Chiroptera; Phyllostomidae. Gene Ontology annotation, cellular component: membrane. The transcript is spliced from 2 exons. Gene Ontology annotation, biological process: G protein-coupled receptor signaling pathway.
AUGAAGAAGGACAACCAGAGCAGCGUGUCCGAGUUCCUCCUCCUGGGGCUGCCCAUCAGGCCAGAGUUCCAAGGCAUCUUCUUUGCCCUGUUCCUGGGCAUGUACCUGACCACAGUACUGGGCAACCUGCUCAUCAUCCUGCUCAUCAGGCUGGACUCCCGUCUACACACACCCAUGUACUUCUUCCUCAGCCACUUGGCCCUCACUGACAUCUCUUUCUCAUCUGUCACUGUCCCUAAGAUGUUAAUGAGCAUGCGAACUCAGGAUCAAUCCAUUCCCUAUGCAGACUGCAUAGCACAGAUGUAUUUUUUCCUAUUUUUUACUGACCUGGACAGCUUCCUUAUUACAUCAAUGGCAUAUGACCGAUAUGUUGCCAUCUGUCACCCUCUGCACUACACCACCAUCAUGAAGAAAGAACUGUGUGCCUUACUAGUGGCUGUGUCCUGGAUCCUCUCCUGUGCCAAUUGCCUGUGCCACACCCUUCUCCUGACCCGGCUGUCCAUGAAGAAGGACAACCAGAGCAGCGUGUCCGAGUUCCUCCUCCUGGGGCUGCCCAUCAGGCCAGAGUUCCAGGCCAUCUUCUUUGCCCUGUUCCUGGGCAUGUACCUGACCACAGUACUGGGCAACCUGCUCAUCAUCCUGCUCAUCAGGCUGGACUCCCGCCUGCACACACCCAUGUACUUCUUCCUCAGCCACUUGGCCCUCACUGACAUCUCUUUCUCAUCUGUCACUGUCCCUAAGAUGUUAAUGGGCAUGCAAACUCAGGAUCAAUCCAUUCCCUAUGCAGACUGCAUAGCACAGAUGUAUUUUUUCCUAUUUUUUACUGACCUGGACAGCUUCCUUAUUACAUCAAUGGCAUAUGACCGAUAUGUUGCCAUCUGUCACCCUCUGCACUACACCACCAUCAUGAAGAAAGAACUGUGUGCCUUACUAGUGGCUGUGUCCUGGAUCCUCUCCUGUGCCAAUUGCCUGUGCCACACCCUUCUCCUGACCCGGCUGUCCUUUUGUGCUGCUAACACUCUUCCCCAAUUCUUCUGUGACCUUAGUGCCCUGCUCAAGCUCUCCUGCUCAGACACCUUCAUCAACAACUUGCUCAUAUUCACAGAAGGGGUGGCGGUCAUUUCCCUGCCAUUUAUUUGUAUCCUGGUAUCUUAUGGCUACAUUGGGGCCACCAUCCUGAGGGUGGUGACCCCUUUAGGGGGGCCAAAGGGGUCCACAGCCAAGCGUGUCACUACUUUCUGA